AUGGCUACCGCAAGGACGAUCCACUUGUCCACCGAGGACUCCGGGGUAUAUCGAUUCAAUCCUAGAGCUGAGUCUGCGUUAAAGGCAAGCCAGCUCCUACAGCAAGACUUAAAGUCCCAUCAUAUAUUUUUCAACGAGAUCGGGUUUCACAACCACAUUGUUCACCAUCUUCUAUCGAUUUUCGCACUUGGUGCCACUCCUGAACAUAUUCAAACUGCCUUUGACCGGAAUUCAGCAUAUCAGCGUCCCGCACUUCCUGCUGAUGAAGGCAUCGUUAGGAAAUUGAGCAACAAGCACGAAUUCAGAGCACUGGCUGGUAAAAGGGAUGAGUAUCCACAUUUUUUAGAGUUUUUCCAGCGAGAAAUUGACUCAAGAGGUAUCGAGGCCACUGUUAAUGAGUACUUGUUUAAUGGGGAUGACUUUGCCGAUGAAAUGCUUGCUCGAGCUUUUGGAGGUAAGCUACAAUUACUCCCGUUAAAAAGACAACCCCAUGCUAAUUGGGUUAUGAAUUAUUAUCUAGGCCUUCUACACCCAUUUAUUCAUUUGGGAUUUGGUCUAGAGUUCAAACAGCCUGCAAUUGUUGCCCAGGCUCUUGCGCAAGCCGCCGUCCAUGAGUCUACUCUAAAGGGCUUCUUUAUGGAAACAGAAGCAAAAUCGGGCGGCGUUGGUAAUGCAGGGACCAAAAAUUUGGUCGAUCUUCAGAACGAAUGUCGUGCGGACCCGUGUCUACGGGGUUCAUCCCACUGGUCUGACACCAAUAAAGUUUUUGAUGGGGUACUGAAAAGAGCCCCUGAAGAAAUGAUUAAAUACGCCAGCCAGUUCACCGUUGAAACCAAUCAAAUUAAUGAGCGGUUAGCUGAACAGGUCAACGCCGUCGUUUACUAUACUGGUACGGCCCAAAAUCCACCAAAAAAAAUUAAGUUUGACUUUUUUUACAUUCAUUGCGUGAACAGCGCCAUUUUUUUACCUGUUUUCAUAUCAUUGCCUUGGAUCAGUAAGCACAAUAAGCAACGCUUGCUUGAAUGGAAAGGUAGAAUGGAUCUCUUGGUAUAUGUGUCUCGGGCUUGCCCAGAACCGCGGGUAAAUGAAAUCAUAAAUUACAAAGCAACCAAAACAUGGCAACAAAUUUUUGAAGCGUCGUUUGCGAGUGCACGAGAGGAUGGCCAUGCUGCAAAGUUAAUGCGAACUCUUGCGUACGGAGAGCAAUCUGAAAGACCCUCGAAUAGUACAGGGGGGUUUCCUGUGAAGGGGGAUAUGUGGGCCAAACUUGGAAACAUGGUUGCAGAUUCGAUUCAAGGACCAGAAGAAAUGUGGGUGAGGUCGUCCGGCUUUGUGGAAGCCUGGAAAGACAUACCAGACCGAUUUUAG
This is a messenger RNA of Ophidiomyces ophidiicola, 1368 nucleotides long. RefSeq lists its product as uncharacterized. Bases 1 to 1368 code for a protein of 455 amino acids. The record is from RefSeq and is a predicted model, not a curated record. The transcript has 4 exons. Lineage: Eukaryota; Fungi; Ascomycota; Eurotiomycetes; Onygenales; Onygenaceae. Gene Ontology annotation, molecular function: oxidoreductase activity.